AUGUCCUCGAUAGUAUCAACAGCGUUCAAAUUCACCAUCGAUUUGCUAGUCAGCAAAGUUAGAGAUAAGGCCGCAGAGAUUCUGAAAGAUGGCGAUGUAACAGAUCAAAAAUUCCACUCCCUGAUCGUCAAGGAAAUCGACGAAAUUAAGUCAAAGUUGGACGCGUUAUCGAAGAAAGAUUUAGAAGCGAGCAUCAGUUUCUUUGAGGAAGGAAUUGUGUUGUUGUAUGAAGUGUUUAAGAUAGCAAAUGCUAGAGGCGAGUGUGGCGCGGAAACAGCACAAGCAGCUUGCAAUGAAACAAUUCCCCUUAUUGAAGGAAUCAGCAGGUUAGAGCUUACUGGCCUGGAUGAAUCUGCUACGAGAAAGCUUUCCGCUGCAAAGGAAAGAUUCAAAGAUGCUCGAAAAGAAGCAACAAGGGCCUUUAAAAAUGAAGGCCUUAAAACAUCUGACCGCAUUCUGGCCAUGAAGUAUCGAGUCAUGGCGACCAUAUUAGAGACAGUAGACAAUCCCGCUGAUGCAGUGGGACCAUGUGGAGUGUGUGUAAAGGAACUAAACUCUCUGCCAGCAGUACAGAAUAACAUUGGUGUUCAGCUCAAGACAGGCAUUCAAGCAGUAAGAGGUUGGUUCAGUCAAGAGGAAAGAAGGGAAAUCAUCACCAGUGUCUGUCACGUGAAUCGUGUUAUCUACGAUGUUACGCGAACACUCGGUGGAGACACACACUUUUAUACCUGGUCCCCAGUUGAUAUUGGACACAACAAAAUCAAUCCAUUGUACGACGCAAGAGUAACCAAAGUACUUUUUCAACGAGACAUGGAGCACUGUUGUGUAAUACCAAGGUCAAUUGGUCGGGAGGGUGAGGAGGAACACAAGCUGAAGGACCCGAGAGGUAUCGCUACUAACUCCAGCGGAGAAUUCAUUAUAGGAGAUUGUGGAGGUUGCGUGAAGGUGUUUGACAGAAACGGUAAGUUUGUGAAACAUUUCAUUCUCCCUACCAAUACAAUGCCCAAUGUUCUAGAUGUAGCCACAGACACGAACGACAAUAUCUUUGUGCUGACCGCAUUGGAGAACCUUUGGUUAUCUUACAUGGUUUAUAAACUUACUAAAACCGCUGCCCUGCAUCGCAAGUUUCGUCUGAGGGGAGAGAGCUGGCAUUCGUACAAAGGACUGUCAGUCAGUGAUACAGGGAAAGUAGUGACACUGAGGUACGGGAAAACAGUGGAGGAAUAUGACAGUAAUGGAACGUUCGUUCGCAGUUUUGGAGAAGAAAUAUUGAAGUCUGCAAAGGACAUCACUGUUGCUAAUGAUGGCCGUGUUUUAGUACUAGACAUUGAUGAGGAUUCCUUCCUUAAUAUUUUUGACAAAGAAGAUUUCUCUGUCCACAUAUUCAGUGAACACGGCCACUAUUUGAACCAGUUUAAAGUGCAAAGAAAUUACUUCUAUUACACGAGUAUUACAUUUCACCCAGCAGGUGAACAUGUCGUCGUCGCUGGUAAAGAACCAGAUAGAAACCUCCUGGAGGUUAAAAUAUACAGCAAAGAUGGUAAGUUUGUUCGUAGUGUACAAAUCCAACAUGUGUUCUAUCAAGUAAAAGGGAUUACACUGAACAAUGACGGACGCAUUGUUGUUGUUGCAAGCCAAUAUGAAAAUAGCAAAGUAGUCGUUUUAUAA
Messenger RNA from Pocillopora meandrina, 1668 nucleotides. The record is from the annotation of a GenBank genome assembly. Lineage: Eukaryota; Metazoa; Cnidaria; Anthozoa; Scleractinia; Pocilloporidae.